AACGAGGGUGGGCUAUAAUAAACAGGAGGAACCGCAGCAAGAGGCGGUCAGGUGAUUCAGUCAGUCAGUAUGGCAGCACCAGAAUCAAAGCUUCAGCUGGUUCAGAGACACAUCCGAGCGUUUCCAGACUUUCCCAAGAAAGGCAUCUUUUUCAGAGAUAUCUGUCCCAUCCUGAAGGAUCCAGCUGCUCUGACAGCAGUAAUCGACCUGUUUGAAGAACAUGUGACCAAGAAUCACCCACAGGUUGAUCUGAUCGUAGGUUUAGAUGCUCGUGGUUUCCUGUUUGGGCCUCUGCUCGCCCAGCGGCUGGGUGUCGGCUUUGUCCUGGUCAGAAAGAAAGGCAAGCUGCCUGGCACCACUGUGUCUGUGGCUUAUGAUUUGGAGUAUGGGAAGGCAGAGGCAGAGAUCCAGGAGGACUCAGUGGCUCCAGGUCAGAAGGUUCUGCUCAUUGAUGACCUGCUGGCUACUGGAGGGACAUUGUAUGCGGCCUGUGAGCUGAUAAAGAAGCAGCAGGCUGAGAUUCUGGGCUGCAUGGUGAUCAUCGAGCUCAAAGAGCUGAAUGGCAUCGACAAACUGAAACCACACAGUGUGUUCUCUCUGGUUCAGUAUUGAGGACCGCUGUAGCUGCCGCACUGGAGACAAGUCGGACAUUGGUUUUACAGUCCGUCAGGUGCUUACAAAUGUCACCACGACUGAACAAAAAACCUCUUCAAUUCAUGCACACGUCUACGUCCUCUCAGUAUUUAUUUUGUUCCAGUCAGUGCCAAAAUAUAAAAUGUGUUGUCAUUCAUUCAUAAUGCUGCGGUAACCUCUAUAAACAGAUUUCUGAAUCUGUAGGCAAGGGACAAGCUUUUGGUAUCGGAAGCGUUCUGGUUUCCAUUUGUAGUUGGGGUAGUGACCAAUCACGUUUGAGCAGGUUUUGGUUGCCUGCAGGUUAACAGUCCAUGUGGACAGCAUAAGUGGCCGAAAUGCAAUCUGGGAACCCAUCGGCUAUUGUCUAAUGACGACUUAGCUUUUUAUCAAUCUCGGAACCCUAGAGAAUAGCUUUCUUAAAAUGUAUGUGUAUUUAAAUAAUCAGACGAUAGCUGAUGAGUUCUGAGAAUGAUACUCUGGCUGCAAGCAUGCACUGGGACAAGAAGAAGCAAGUAUACAUGACUGAUGGAGUCAUCAGUUGGAAAUGCAUGACAUUUUCCUGCAAGGUUUAACUUUAGUGAAUGUGUUUGGGACUCAAAGGGAGACUGAUUCUGCAGAAGGGUUGUUGAUAUUUGAACUCAACCAAACAAAGCACCCUUAGAAGUGCCCUCCCCCAAAUUUCUAAUCUGACAUUUCUGCAGCAUCAUAACUGUUUAAACUCUUCAGAACUUUUCCUCUUUAGCUGUUUCUCGGUCAUCUCUCCUUCACGGUGCCUGGACUCCAGCACAUUUGAAUGUGCCGUUGUAUAGAACUCUCUCUGCCACAGCCCCACUCCCCCCAUCACUCCUGUGCACGAGCUUGAACGCCACUUGUUACUGAUUGCCUGAAACAAUGUUGUGUGGCAAGGCACCACUUUUCCAAUUUACAGACCGUGGGCUGUGUAAGGAAAAUGACUUUCUUUCAAACUACACACAAAACAGAACUAGCAAACCGUGAGGAAAUGUUCACUGAAUUUAACAAGAAGUAUUUGAUUACAAUCACUUACUAUCCCUUUAAACCAUGCUAUCCAUGUGACACUACAGCUAACUAGGAUCUAACCACCUGUAGCAUGUUGUUCUGGCUAAUACAAACAAAUGCUAUAAAAAAUAGUCAUUGUAGCUUACUUGUUGCGUAGCUGUAUAUUAGCUUUCAAAACAUUAGAAAGUCCUUCGGAUACAUCUGGGACCAUGAAUGUCUAAAGGUCUAAAACAUCCAUCCAACAGCUGUAGAGAUGUCAGUGUGGAACACUGAUGGACCAUCACUUAUGUUUUAAUAAUGGGUUUAUUUCUGGUUAGAAGAGUAGUGCAACAACUUAGUAUUCUUCCAUAAAUUCCCUAAAUAAUCAGUCUCCAGUGUGGGUUAAGCUAUUAAAACACUAAACCUACAUUACUGUUAAAGAGGUGGUAUUAUGCUUUUUGUCUUUUUCCCCUCUCCUUUGAGUUAUCUUUUUUGUGCAUGUAAUGUAAGGUUUGCAAAGUGAAAAAGCCCAAAGUCCAGCCUAAAGGGAGUUCUCAUCAUCUACAGAAAACUCUGCUCUGAACUGCUUGAAAACAGCUCGUUUGUAGUCCAGCUGUGAAAGCUACAUGCACAGCAUGAUGUUGGCCUAGAACAUUAGACAAGAUGUAUCACUCCUUAGCUAAAAGAAAGUCUUUAACACACAGGGCAAAAAGAGGAGCUGCAGCAAAAAUGUUUUUUGAAAAUUAAACCAUGUAAAUCUGUUCUGGUACAACCAAAAUAGGAGUUUGAACCUGAAAAUAAGCAUAAUACCACCUCUUUAAUGCAUUUUCUUCAUACAGACUAGUAGUUCAUUGAGUUUUUCAAUUGCUAGUGUUUUAGAUGGAAGUUUUAUUAAUGAAUGAAUUAUAUAUAUAAAUAACACAAGCCAGUAAUGGUUCUGGAUUAGAUUAGCUGUCAUUUAGGAUGAUACAUAGGCCUCGUGAAUACAAGUUACGGCCAUUGCAGAUCUCGAAAUACCACUAAUACAGACGUCAAUCGCGUUUGGAAAGUCUGGACACAACACAUGCGCAUGUUCAUUUGUCUUUAAUGAUAUUUGCUGAUUGACAUGGUUUCUUUGUAUGGAUACGUGCAUUUAGAAUAACACCAGCUGGACAGACUGCAGUGGCAACCUUACAAAUACAUACUGCUGUUAAUUGUUUUAAUGAAAUGCCAUCCACGUCCAUUGUACAGUGGUAGAGGCAGAAACCUCAAUCAGGGGACCAGAACUUUCUGCAUGACAAGAUGCCACUAGAACUGUUUUUCCUUGUUAACACUUUACCAACUGUGAUGCCUUCCUUGUCUCCUUCCUUUCUCGUGUAAUUUUGAGAUAAAUAGCUUUCCAGAUUGUUAUAUUUAAUAAAUUGCAUUUGCAAAGAG
This is a messenger RNA of Micropterus dolomieu (smallmouth bass), 3045 nucleotides long. It is a transcript of the gene aprt, whose product is annotated as adenine phosphoribosyltransferase. Lineage: Eukaryota; Metazoa; Chordata; Actinopteri; Centrarchiformes; Centrarchidae. Gene Ontology annotation, biological process: adenine salvage; AMP salvage. Gene Ontology annotation, cellular component: cytoplasm. Gene Ontology annotation, molecular function: adenine binding; AMP binding; adenine phosphoribosyltransferase activity. The transcript has 5 exons. The record is from RefSeq and is a predicted model, not a curated record. The coding region runs from base 70 to 612 and encodes 180 amino acids.